GGCACCAAUUGGUCCCCAGACGCCAAAAGUACAAGGCAGACUCCCAUGAUGAAUCGUCUGCCUCCUUGGUGUACUUUGGUCCAUAGGACAUGGCCAAGGAUCUCUUUUUCUCCCUCGUCUGGGUAUAUACCUUUUUCAAGAACUCAGUACUCAUUACUUUCCUUGGUGGUACUCUUGCAGAAAAAGUCACUUAUACUAACUCACCUGACAACUACGUUCCAAUGUCAAGAAGCACCGACGUCGCCAGCCUUGCUGGGACGUGGGUAGGUGCUGGAAUUGCCUUGAUGGCCCUCAUAACGAUCAUAGGACCGAUAUUGGUGUGGCGAGCCAGCCUCACGAAACGCCAUAAGGCUCUGGCCGCGAUAGGACGCAGAAACAAUGGAUAUCUGUCCGACGGCGUUCCCUUCUGGCCUGGCAUCAGGUUCUUCCGAGUUCUACGGAUGCCCAAUACGGCUGUUCCCAGAAACUUCACCGACGAAGAAUGGGGAGAUUUUGACCUCUCUAGGUUAAAGGUAUGUCCAGAGUCUCCAGCAACCUGGGUCCAGUUCGGCGCUUGUCUUCAAGUUUACGGUCUGAAGAUGAAAUGUACAAAAGAAAGCACUAUGUACGAAGACUCUUUCGUCCUGCCCGUACAUCGGUCUUACUUGUUCAACUUUCUCGUCCUGGGACGCUACCGGGAGAAGAAGUCGAAGAAAAGUUCUCAUUCAUUGGGACAACGCCGACCGUCAAUCCGUCUCACUCUCGCGCAGACAUUUUCCCGGAGUUCACUGGAUAACUAUAACGUGUCGCUUCAUGGCAUGACAGGAACAUUGUCUUUUGAAAAGCGGUCGAGUUACAGUUCUGAGCUUACUGGGAGAGUGGAAUUCAUUCGAAGCUUGGAAGCCUGUGAGAGUCAUAUUCCGAAAGACAAGCUAUCACGGCUGUCGAUGUUACUUCUUAUGCAUGGGUUUCUCUCUCUUCCAUCUGGGAACCAUAUUUGCUGUAUUAUUGGCGAGUACGAUCAUCACCAAGAGGCUGGAGACGGUGAUAGUUCAAGUGAAUCAGACCAUGUGCUGCUGUCUCCAGGUCCUAAACGGCGGUGGAGCUGGAAGCGGGAAACACCCCCCCUGCGGGUCGAAUCUGCUCCAAUGCAGGUUGAUGUUCUUCACCCAAUGGAGUCGACCCCGGACGUGCAACAAAAGCUACUUGAGCUGGCCGGUAUGACCUUUGUGCCCCCAGCAGAGCCUUACGUCCGUGUCUACACCGAUGAACCUGGGCAGUCUUCACGAACUCGGACCAACCCUUCGGAGCUGACUGAGUGGGAUUUGGCCUUCCUCAAGCGAGAGUCCGCCCGACUGUUUGCUUUCGCCCUUCUAACCAUGCCGUGGAGUCCUCUGAAUUACGUUCUAAGCAAAGGAGACCGCAAGAGCCUCAUAGGCGUCAUGCUGAGCGAAGCAGGCCCGAGCUGCGUCAGACUUUUGCUCCGUCUGAAGAAGGACCCGGGCAUCAUUAGUAUGGAGUCUGGAAACUCCGCGGCCUUCCUCGCCGCCGUCGACAAAGCCUUGAAUGGCAAGUUUGCGGUCCCAGAACUGUACGAGCUCGAUGAAGCUCUCGCCUCACUGCAGCAUGAGGUCCCUGAAAUACCGCUGAUGGUCGGUGUACUGGUCCUGACCAACCAGGAGUAUCGCGAUCUGAUAUACCAAUCGACCCGGCACCUCGACAAAAUCGCAAAGCCCUCGGAUGUGGAAACCGUGUUCAACCUCGACACUGGCAAUGUCACCGUGUCGGGCCCCUUUGGGGUGAAACACGUCUUUGUCGUUGACCAAGGAGAACUGUUGAAACACCUGCCAGGUCACACUGCGGGCCAACGCCGGGUCUUCCGGAUCGACCAUGCCACCAUAUUGUUGGCUGCCGUCAAGGCACACCUCCGGAGUCUGCUGUUUUCGGAAUGCAUCGAUGGGUCCGACAUCCAGAAGGUGAUGAAUUGUAAAGAGGAUAUCUACUUGAUGUCUUAG
Messenger RNA from Exophiala oligosperma, 1994 nucleotides. RefSeq lists its product as uncharacterized. NCBI's taxonomy places the organism in Eukaryota, Fungi, Ascomycota, Eurotiomycetes, Chaetothyriales, Herpotrichiellaceae. The record is from RefSeq and is a predicted model, not a curated record. The coding region runs from base 90 to 1994 and encodes 634 amino acids. The transcript has 2 exons.